This is a messenger RNA of Brassicogethes aeneus, 2678 nucleotides long. NCBI's taxonomy places the organism in Eukaryota, Metazoa, Arthropoda, Insecta, Coleoptera, Nitidulidae. The record is from the annotation of a GenBank genome assembly.
AUGACCAAGUCAUGGUGCACUCCAGAGUACCCAUCAGUGGUACCAGAACCACGAUCCUGGUACCAUCGUGCAUACGGAAAACGUGCUCAAUUAACAAACUGCCCUUCGACAGACGUGAAACUGGAAAAAAUCCUCGGUCUACGACCGCCAAAAUCUAGUCAUCCUCUAGUUUUAUACCAAGAGAAAAAUCACAGCAACCCUAUCACUAUCGAGUGCAUAAACAGAUGCAUCAAAAAUGACGAGUGCCUUAGCUUUAUCGUCUACUACAACGUGUCUUCGUGCUUUUGGCUCAAAAGUUCCACGGAUGGAGAGCAGGAAGCGGAAACGGAAGUCGAUACUGACGUCGAUUGGUUCGCGAAAGUGUGUUUGACAGUGAAAGACCCUUGCAAGAACCUCUGGACUUUCGAGAGGAUACCAGGGGCUAUUUUGAUAGGGAACGACACGAAAAAAAUCGGAAAACCCAUUUCAAGAACCGAAUGCCAGCAAUCCUGCCUGAAUGAGACCGAAUUUUCGUGUAAAUCGGCCAAGUUUAGAAUUAAAAAGGCCAAUUAUGGACCUAACGCGCAAACUCUAGGUUUGUGCACACUCAGUAACACUGAUAGGCAUCUAAUGCCCAACUCUUACAGAGUUUCCAGUUUCUAUGAAGAGUACUUUGAAAAUCAGUGUGGUGUGGACGAAAGUAAACCAGACUUGUCUCAAUUUUGUGCAUACGAAGAGUACAUAAACUCAACUUUGUCACACAGUGACGCAUACUACGAAAGCAAAACCAAAGAAGAAUGCGAAGAUUUGUGCGAAAAAUCAACGCAAUUUCAUUGCAGAGGUUACAGUUUGAUGAAAACCAAAUCCAGGGUGGAUAGGUUUCAUUGCAAUCUCCACAGCGAAGAUACAAAAAUACACGGCCCAAAACUUCUGGACCAAAUCCCUGGAGGAACGUAUUUUGAGAAAGCACGCUGCAUUAACAUUAGUGUGCAGUGCAGUGAAACUUAUAUGACGAUAAAGUACAACCCUGAAACUGAGUUCCAAGGUCGAAUUUACAUGCAAGGGUAUUCGGAAAAUCCAGAGUGCUUUGCCAGUGGUGAAGGAAAAGGUACCAUGGUUACCCUUAAAUUACAACUGCUCACCAAACAAUGUGGUAUCAUCAAAGCAAACGGUAUGGGAAAUAGAACUCUACUGGCGGGAACCAUGGUCCUCCAAUACAAUUCCUUGAUUCAAACUCAGGGAGACAGACUUAUCAAGGUCGGUUGUAUUUUUGGAAACGAAAGCAAAAUUCUUGUAGGAACUGGAGUGACAAUUUCUUCAUCACUCCCGAGCAAGGGCAGCGUUAUAGUCAACUCGGUAACGAAUGGUACCACAAACCCAACAGUGGAAAUGAGAGUGGUAGAUUUAAAUUCUCACAAGGAAGUGAGUGAUACUCAGAUUGGGCAAGAAUUGCAAUUAGUAAUUGAGGCUAGAGUCAGCGAACCCAUGGACAUUUGGGCGAGCCACUUGGUAGCAAUGACGGAAAAAAGCGACGAAUCCAUAUUUUUACUGGACGACCGCGGUUGUCCAACGGACCUGGCACUUUUUCCGGGCUUGGAAAAAAUUAAAACCAACAAUACGGUUACAUUAGUCGGUACUUUUCAGGCUUUUAAAUUUGCCUCGUCGUCGAUCCUAAGAUUCAGCGUCAUCGUGCAGUUUUGCACAGAAAAAUGCAUGCCAGUUGACUGUGGCAAUGGAUUGAGAUCCUUUGGAAGAAAAAAACGGGAUUAUGUUGUUCACAGGCUGCAAACAAUAAAUGGAACAGCCAUUGUGAAAAUGAAUCGUCCCGUUUUUCAAGGGACUGCUUCUGUUAUAAAUCAGAUGCCUUUAGAGUUUGUUAUGGUGGUAAGAGACCCGGCAACAAAAUCUGACAGGCUAAUUUAUGGUGAAAAUAAAAUACUAGUUGCUGGAUAUGACUAUGUAAACAAUGAAUUUUGCCUAGACUACUCCCUGGUUAUUGGUUUGAUAGUGACCUGGGUAAUAGUGCAAAUAUUGUUUGUAACAUGCUGUAUAAUACUCGUAAGAAAAUACAAACGGCACUAUGAACAUGAAUGCACAAGACAGUCAUUGGAAGAGCUGCAUAAAAAUUUUGGUAUUGGAUUUAGCAACCUGGAAAACCGAAGGGUGCAUUGGGCAGAUAACGAGGAGUUUACAUAAAACUAUUUAUUUUAAUUUUGUAAAUAAAAUUAUUUUAUUUUGACGGUUUUUAAAUUAAAUCCACGAUUUACUUGUAUGUAUGUACAGUUUAAUAGAAUAAAUAACUUACUACUUACAAAAUAACAACCUAUUUGCUAAGGCUUAUUUACAGGUUAUGUUACAUUUCCAGAAUCUUGUUUAUUCCUAAUUUCCUUGGUCAACUCAAUUUGUUUCUGCAAAUUAUACACGUUUUCCGCUUUUCUUUUCUGCCUUCUCUCAACAUCUUUUAUAACGCCUUCGUGCAUCUGUUGCCUGCAAUAUUUCAAAAAUUCAAAAUACGACAUAACCUAAAAAUUCUCAUACCUAUCGUAAUAUUGCCUGUAAUGCACGUAUCCUAUGAUUCCUAGGGAAAAUGUACAGGCCCCGAACAAAACUGAUUUUGCUAAAGUGGACAUUAUCGCACAAUAAGUACAAAAUAUCGCAUAAUAUAUGUACAAAAUAGCUUUGGAUAAAAUGUGACUAAC